Messenger RNA from Stomoxys calcitrans (stable fly), 2854 nucleotides. Its product is annotated as zinc finger TRAF-type-containing protein 1 homolog. Lineage: Eukaryota; Metazoa; Arthropoda; Insecta; Diptera; Muscidae. Bases 407 to 1624 code for a protein of 405 amino acids. The transcript has 10 exons. Gene Ontology annotation, cellular component: nucleus. The record is from RefSeq and is a predicted model, not a curated record.
GCUCUCUGUUUUUUUCUCUGUGAAUAUUUCUUUUCGACUAUUCGACUUCAAACCUGAUUUUUCGACUUUUUAUUUUUUGAAAGUCGACUUCGACUUUUUUACAAAAAAAAAUCGAUUAGUCAAUUAGUCGAAAUUCGACUUUGGGAUCCCAAGUGUAGUUAAUGUGUGUGGAACCAUCAAACCAGCAACAACGUCAUCAUAACGUCGAUCCUUAUUCUUAAUUAUCGGACAGACGAACAGACGACCGUGAAUUUUAAUACUGCAGAAUCCGAAUCUGUGUGGAAAAAAAAUUAUUGUUAAAAAAGAAUAGUAAAAUACACAUAAAAACAAUAAUUAUAAGUUGCCACAGGCAAUCAUAGAUUUCUGGUUGGAGAUACCCCAAUUUUGAUUUCUUUAUUUGCUAGCGAUGGCUGACGUUGAAUCUUCAAGUGCUGUGCAGCCUCCAUCUUCGACUACGAGUGGGCAUAUUAUUCCUUUGCUGGCUGCUGCUGAAAUAUUAAAUGAUAAUAAUGCUGCGCAACAAGCCACAGCUUCCACCUCAAAUUUGAGUCAGCAAAACAGUGGAUCAAAUAAUAGUUCGUCUACUACCACUUCCAUGACUGUUACCACAACCCCCAAUGUAGAUGAACCUCCAGCCAAAAAACAAAUGCUGGACCAUCCUUCAACCUCGUCAUCUUUGUCCGUUCCACCAUCGGCUGCUUACGAAAAGCUAGAGAGCCGUUUGGGAGGUAUUUUGUGUUGUGCGGUUUGUUUGGAUUUACCCAAGACCGCUAUGUAUCAGUGUCAAAUGGGCCAUCUGAUGUGUGCAGCAUGCUUUACUCAUUUACUGGCUGAUGGACGCUUGAGAGACCAAAUUGCUACAUGUCCCAAUUGUCGCGUUGAGAUAUCGAAAAGUACAGCUUCUCGCAAUUUGGCCGUGGAGAAGGCUGCCAGCGAGCUUCCCAGCGAAUGCCAGUUUUGCAGUAAAGAGUUUCCAUAUAAAUCCCUGGAUCGACAUGAACAGCACGAGUGCUUUGAACGUCCAACAAACUGCAAAUAUUCGCGCAUUGGUUGCCAGUGGCGUGGACCAAAUCAUGAAACUUCGGAACACGAACUUAACUGCUUGCAUCCAAACAAAUCCGGAUAUGAUGUAAUGGCUGCACUUGAAGCACACGAUGCCAAAAUCAAGGAGGAAAAGAAAAUGUUUAACACGCUGAUCGAUCUUUUGAGCUAUGAGAAAAUAAUAUUUAACGAUUUACAAAUGAAGCCCUAUCGUACAGAUGAAUAUGUUCAUAAACUUUUUUACGAGACUGCAAGGUUUUCGGCCUUCAACCACCAAUGGGUAGUCAAGGCGAGAAUUAAUAACAGUCAACGUGAUCCCCAUCAAUCAAAUGAGCGAAAUAUCACCUACCAGCUCAUUUUGAAAACCAAAACCACAACUCCAAUGAGUAUACAUUUUUUUGCCCUUAAAGGACCGUUCUCCGAUAUGAAGGUUGGCACCCAAAUCUGCAAACACGAUUUCACAGAACAGAGUACCGAGAGCGACUACUAUGUGCUACCAUUACCUGAUAGCAAUGAAUGCAAUCGCUUAUUGUCGAAUAAAGGCAUUAAUUUCCGGCUCUUAAUGUUUUUGCUAAAUAAGUAAAUCCGUAUUAGCGUAGCUUCAAUUUUUAUCAUCAUUACUAUAUAUAUAUAUAUAUAUAUAAAAAUACAGUUGUAGUCGUAGGUAGUUACUCAGUUAAGCUAUUUUUAACAUUUCGUUCGAUUUUUUCAUUUAUAUUUUCGUGCAGUAUACACUUUAGAAAAACUAAACCCAACUUAAUCUCUAAUAUAAGCCGUUUUUACAAUUACAUACUUAUGUACUAUUCUAAAUAUUUUAUUGAUUUUCGAUAUUUCUUUACUUUUUACAUGUAAAAACAUUAAAAAAAAAAUUCAAUUUGAUUUCUAAUACUAGACUGUAAUAACUGCUGAUAUCUGAUAUUAGGGAGGCGGACAGCGGAAUUCUACGCACGGUUUUAAAGGCGACGAUUUUAUAAUUAAGACACAUUAAUGAGACUAGUAUUAUAUUUAACAUUUACACAAAACUAAGAAAAUACCGCUGAAGCCCUUCUGAACUUGGCUUCUCCGAGUUUAGGUGGCGAGCGCCAUAUUUGCAACGUGCUGGGACUGCAUUUGUCCUUUCCUCUGUUGACAUUUUUAAUUAAUUACCCAUAGUACACUGAAUUACUGAAUUCUAUUCUAUUCAAUAACAAAAAAAAGUGACGUGAGAUAAACUUCACACAAACACGAAGACAAAAUUACCACUUCAGUACAUAACGAAAGGUGGUUAAUAAUAAAUACAAAAUUUCUUCUUAAAUUCUUUUCACUAUAUAUAAGCAAUUACAAAAGUAUAUGUAAAGACAUAAGGAUAUAAUAUUACAUAUAUAGUAUAGAUCUCAAUUUCACCAUAAACUAAAGGCAUAAAUUGAUCUAACCAAAUAUUUUAUAUUUAACCUAUUUAAAAUAAUAAAACAACAAACUACGCAUAUUACGCUAUUAGAAAUAAUUUUAUCCUUUUUCAUUAGAAAGAGAUCUGCAUCUUCUUCUAAAUAAAACACUGUAAGAACAACACCACACCAAUAUUUUAAACUAAACCCCACACAGCAAAUGUCCAAUGACUUACUACCCGCAAACUCCACUUAGCCAUUUUUUAAUAAGAUUAUGACUAUGUUUACUAUAUUUUAGAAAUACUAAACACUUGCAAUCUCGUACUAACUCUUAGCAACUACAAUCUAUAACAAAAAAAUACAUUGCAUACCCACUUCAAGAAAUACAUGCAAAAUAUGUGAUGUGUAUUCCAUGAACAUAAAAUGUACAUUUUAAUUACAAAAUCAAA